AUGGAUACCAGGCGGUCAGGUCAGGUGGUACCCUAUCGACUGCGCUGUGACCACGAGCCUCUCAGCAACAGAAUGGGUCCGCCUGAGUUCUACGCGCCCAACGAGGGGGACAUGGAGGAGGUGAUGACGCCCAGAGUCAUACAGCACGGCUACAGAGAAACUGUCCCAGGAGUCGACGAGGGCACGGAGGUCACGUACUCGCUCCUGUCCACACGAGGCUUCUGGACGCGCAAUAGUGUCUCCAACCUCCGUACCGCUAUGCACAAGUGCCUUAGAGCGCUCAACAACUCUUUGGUCCGCAAGCGCAAGGCGGGGCAAGUGUAUGGAGUCCCUUUGUCAGGAGCCAUGCUUACUCGUAUUGGAGCCUUCCCAGAGCAAAAAACAUUUUCAGAGGAUGCUCGACACAAAUGGAUAGAGGACCUGUCUGGUCGCAAGCGGCUGCGAGUGCUGGGGGAUCCAGUGCCCCACGGGCUGCGCAAGAGGCAGCUGCUGGAGGCGUUGGUGCAGCAGAGGGUGCCCCUGGCUCGGGCUACCUGGUACAUACGCUGCGUGCUGCUCAACCAGGUUCGCCCGACAGGCGGGCCGGGUGGUGGUGGUAGUGGCGCCGGUGGCUUAGAUGCGUGCUUGUCCUGGAUUGACCUUCUGCCUCACGCGUUGCCUACGACUGCGCCUUCUGGGGCAAGUGGGGCAGAAGCAGCGCCGAUCCCUGCAGCACUCGCAGGGAACCUCACACAACCUCAGAAGAAGCAGCUAUUCCAGCAACAACAGCAGCAGCACCAGCAGCAGCAGCAGCAGCAGCAGCAGCAGCAGCAGCAGCAGCAGGCAUCACAGGCGCCAUUCCCUUCCCAGAACCCCACAUCACCGCCUAUCUCCCCUCUCACUCCGCUCCAGCCCCUCUCAGGUCCCUCCACUCCCAUGGAAAUCUUCUCCCCCCUCUCCCCCCCUUCCUCCGCAGCAGGCCCUGCUGGUGGCACUGGCGGAGCAGGGGCAGGGGCAGGCGGGGGAGGGGGAACUGGUGGCGGUUGUGGUAGGCUGGACUCAGAUGGGCACGUGCAGGGCAAGGGUCCCUUUCCAGGGUCAGAGGAGACGCAUGCGCUGGCCCUCUGUCUAGCCGGUGUGGUGAGGAUUCUCCUCGUGACUGCCCCAGACUCGUUCGUGGGCCUCAGCUGCUUUCCCCUGCCGCCUCUGGUCUCCUAUGCUGCACCGGCAAUGGCAAAUUUGCCCCCUAUGGAUAAGCUUUUCCCCUCUUCGGCACCUGAAUCUGCACCCCAGCCGCCUAGUCAGCCUCAACCGCAUGCCCAACACCGGGUCAAGCAGGUGGUGAGGGUGCUGCGAGUGCUCCUGGGCUGGAUGGCGCAGGAUCGUGGGUUUCAGAUCCGUGUAGCGUUUUAG
Molecule: messenger RNA, 1392 nt
Organism: Closterium sp. Yama58-4
Lineage: Eukaryota; Viridiplantae; Streptophyta; Zygnematophyceae; Desmidiales; Closteriaceae
Source: the annotation of a GenBank genome assembly